Molecule: messenger RNA, 1684 nt
Organism: Seriola aureovittata
Lineage: Eukaryota; Metazoa; Chordata; Actinopteri; Carangiformes; Carangidae
Product: gastrula zinc finger protein XlCGF57.1-like
Exons: 2
Coding region: 344-1555 (403 amino acids)
Biological process (GO): regulation of transcription by RNA polymerase II
Molecular function (GO): RNA polymerase II cis-regulatory region sequence-specific DNA binding; DNA-binding transcription factor activity
Source: RefSeq, a predicted model, not a curated record
CCAGCUGGCGUAAGACCCCAAAGAAGAAAAUGAGCAAGAUGGCGGCUGAACGGGAUCCCCGUGUGAGCACAGCCCCGCGCUCCUCUCUCAGUGCCUCUGAUGAACAACCCGGGAGAGCCGCCAGAGCCUGUGUGUGUGUGGAUAAAUCUGUCUGACCGGACCGUCUCUCUCAAUGAGCUCAUCUCCCGGUUUCCUACAGAGCUACUGGAGUUAGCUUAGCAUGUUAGCUGGAAGCAGCCCGGCGGGGACGGAGCGCAGCAGCAGCACAGCUGGUCAGAGUGAGUGUGUGGUGGAGAGCAGGGUUUGUUAGUGACGGGGGGAAAGUGUGUGUGGUUGUGUGAACAUGUCUGAAGUCCACAUGCUGAGAGCUGUGGUGAAGCAGAGACUGACUGCGGGCGGAGCGGCGGGAGAGCGGCCGUACUCUGCGCUUUACGACGUCCAGCAGCUGAGUAAAGAGGAGCAGCAGGAGUGGAGCUCCAGUCUGGACCAGGAGGACCAGGAGGACCCAGAGCCCCCACACAUUAAAGAGGAACAGGAGGAACUCUGGACCAGUCAGGAGGGAGAGCAGCUUCAAGGACUGGAGGAGGCUGAUAUCACCAAGUUCACAUUCACUCCUGUCCCUGUGAAGAGUGAAGAUGAUGAUGAUGAUGAUGAUGAUGAUGAAGAGAAAGCUCAGUCCUCACAGCUUCAUCAGAGUCAGACUGAGGAGAAUAGAGAGGCAGAGCCUCCAGCCAGCAGCUCAACUGAACACAUGGAGACAGAAGCUGAUGGAGAGGACGGUGGAGGACCAGGACCAGACAGGAACUCAGAUCCAGACAGACAUUUACAACCUGUUAGUGAAGACAAAACUUCAGACUCUUCUGAGACUGAUGUCAGUGACAAUGAUUGGACCAAGACCAGAGGACCUCAGUCUGGUUUAAACUCUAUGAAGAAUAUUGUACAUAAUACUGACAAGGGAUCAUAUAUUUGCUCAGAGUGUGGUAAAACAUUUGGCCUAAAGACAAAUCUGAAAAGACACAUGAAAUGUCACACAGGAGAAAAACCAUUCAGCUGCUCAUUCUGUGAUAAAAGUUUCAAUCGGAGAGAACACUUGAUUGCUCACAUGAGGUGUCAUUCAGGAGAAAAACCUUUCAGCUGUUCUGUUUGUAACACAAGUUUUAGUCAUGGCUGGUCUUUGGAUAAGCACAUGAGAGUCCACACCGGAGAGAAACCAUUUUGUUGUUCAUUUUGCAGUAAAAGCUUCAGGCAGCGCUCAGACUUGGUGGCACAUUUUAGAAUUCACACAGGAGAAAAACCUUUUUCCUGCUCAGAGUGUAACACCAGCUUCACUCAGCGUCACACUUUGGUUCAGCACAUGAGGAUCCAUACUGGGGUGAAACCUUUUGUUUGCUCAGUUUGCGGAAAGAGAUUCUCACGAAAGGGACAUCUAACAAGACACAUGACGGCUCACACUGGGGAGAAACCAUUCAACUGCGGUGUUUGUGACAAAGGAUUCACAUGGCAGUCACAGUUUAAAAGACAUGAGUGUAGUGGAGAGAGCAGCAGCAGUAAAUGAAGCUGUGGAGCGACAGUUUAAUGUUUCUUACUGCCCAUCUUUUGAUUGACAUGAGUGUUGAAGGGUUAGAGCAAGAACAACAUGAACGUAUAAGAAUGUGUAACAUAAUAAAUGGUCCCCGAGAAAUUA